AUGGCUCAACGGAGGACUGUAGAGUCGAUCCAGUCUCGACCGUCUAUCCCCCAGCCUCAGCACUCCAGUCUGAGCGAGCCGCACCCCGACCACGAAGGGAAGCAUCGACAUCAUCUACAACUAAAGCUCCGAUCGCCUGCACCCCAACCUGAUCAAGACAACCCUCAACCACUUUCAGGUCCCUCAACUUCAGCGUCACCAGCACCAGCACCGACACUACUAGUACCACAACCCUCCUCCGCCGGAUCAGCACAGGCACAGACGUUGCCAUCCACUCCAGGGACAGCCACAAUAGCUAUAUCAACGGCAGCAACAACAACAACAACAACAACAACAACAACAACAACAACAACAUCAACAUCAACAACAUCAACACCUACUCCGGAUCUACAGCAACCAGGCGAAGAGGCGAGCUCGGCUACCACUUGUACGCCUCCGGUUGAGAUAGUCGAAACAGGGGCUGGACAGAGCUCCGUCAGAAGUGGUGACCAAGGGAUAGCUACGGACAGUGCUUCCACCAUCACAACCACCACCGGUGCCACUGCCUGCACCGCCAGCACUCACCAAGAUCCCCGCGCGCCCUCAGAAAUCGCUCCUCCUUUGGCCGAUACAGUAUCCGGAUAUAACCAGCAACAGAUCGGAGCACCGCACAACGGCAGUGCACCCCGUGUCCUAGUGCCCACGCCCAUGUCCCAUCCGCAACAACCAACUGGCCCACCUACACCUCGCCAAACACCGACCAUGAACUAUCCCGCGCCGAGUCCAUAUCCGCCUGCGGGCAUGUCCCCGGGUGCGCAGUACGCAUAUGGAGCGCAAGCGGUUGCCCAUGUUGACCCCUACCGAACGAACCAGACGGCGCUCCCGAGCAUGCGAACGUUUGACCAUGUGCAGCAACAGCACGCUCAACACCAGAUGCCCCUGCCGAACCACAUGGCCGUCUCGAUGGCCCCAAACCAGAUGAGCUACUAUGCGCCGAUGCACGCAGCAUACCAGAUGCACCCGGGGCAGAGCGUGGUGCACUAUGCCUUGACAGGCCUCACGCCGGACCCGCGCAUCGCUCUGAGCGGAGGAAGGCACAAGAAGGAGAUCAAGCGCCGAACCAAGACGGGGUGCCUAACGUGCCGCAAGCGCAGGAUAAAGUGCGACGAAGCCCAUCCCACCUGCAACAAUUGCAAAAAGUCGAAGCGUGAUUGUCUGGGAUACGACCCCAUCUUCAAGCAGCAACAGCAGCAACAACAGCAACAGCAAAAUUUGACUGCUCAGUCGACGCCCAAGUCUCAGCACUCUGCUCCCGCUUCUCUCACGUCGACUCCGACUGUCCCAUCUUCCAGUGUCCCGCCAAGCCCAUACCAGUCACAGGCUCAACCUUACCAGCAACAGCAGCAGCAGUCUCCGCCGCCUCAUCACUAUCACCAGCAACAGCAUCCUGCUUACCAACACCAACCACAUCCUACCUCGUACCCAUCAUCUCAUUCCUCCAAUACACCCUACGAGUCUCCAGUGUCGUCCACUUCCCCGGGCUUCGAUUACGGGAGUGCCAUUGACCCGGCCCUCUCAGGCACCGACACGCCAAGCGCUUCAGGAACGCCUACACCAAAUUCGCAGCUGGCUAGGCCUGACGACAGGAAUUUUGGCACUAAAACCGUCGAUGAUCUUAUCGCGCUGGGGGGCGCAGAACCUCCCAUUAUGAACUCUCCGCCAUCACAGGCCGUCAUCCAGGAGAUCAACAAACUUUAUGGCGAUGUAUACGUUACGGGGCUGUCGUAUUUCUUUGAGACGCAGUGGUACGAUUUGAAACCUGACAGGGGCAUCCUGACUCACCAUCCCAUCCAACUCUUACUGAAUAAUCAGCCAUUGAUGGGUCUUUUUGGUUCCUUUGUCGAACACAUCUCCCAGCCCCGGGCGGACCACAAGUAUGCUUCCCAGCUGGAGGAGUGUAUUGUCUGGGGAUUAGCAAAGCUGCCCCUCUCUACUAGAGGUAGAGUGCUUGGAAAUCUCCACACCUCCCGGCGCAAUGAAUUUGAGUUCUGGUGGCAUUUGGCCGAUUUGGCCAUUCGAAAGCCCAGCUGUGACCUCCAGAAUCUGCGACGCCUACUGGACGGUCAGGAGAACCGUGAUUUUCUGUAUAGCCUUGCUGUGCUUCGCGAAUAUUCGUAUCAUUGGAAUCCUGCCAACAUCGAGCAACAGUUGCCGCCGCAGUUGGCCGAGUCGGACCCGCGCUGCAGACUUGCGGUGGCGGCCAGGUUUAUUCGCACCACCAUGGAAGAGGGAACCACGAACGUGGUGAGGCGGUUUGCUCAGCUUGCGUAUCGUGCGUACGUCCAUCCGGGAGCCAGUUUGCCCGCGAACGCGGCUUGGCGCUACCAACAGGAAAGCGAUUAA
Molecule: messenger RNA, 2382 nt
Organism: Neurospora hispaniola
Lineage: Eukaryota; Fungi; Ascomycota; Sordariomycetes; Sordariales; Sordariaceae
Exons: 5
Coding region: 1-2382 (793 amino acids)
Biological process (GO): regulation of DNA-templated transcription
Molecular function (GO): zinc ion binding; DNA-binding transcription factor activity, RNA polymerase II-specific
Source: RefSeq, a predicted model, not a curated record